This is a messenger RNA of Prunus persica (peach), 1781 nucleotides long. RefSeq lists its product as uncharacterized. Lineage: Eukaryota; Viridiplantae; Streptophyta; Magnoliopsida; Rosales; Rosaceae. The coding region runs from base 240 to 1781 and encodes 513 amino acids. The transcript is spliced from 5 exons. The record is from RefSeq and is a predicted model, not a curated record.
UGGAACUAUGACCUAUAAAUAGAAUUUUAUUGUCCCCUUAUUGCACAGAUAUCACUUUUGCUGAAAUUUUAUUGUCUCUGUUUUGCUGAAGUUCUCUCUCGCCUCUGUCUCUUCGCUGCCCUCUGUUUCUCUUCACUCUCCGGUGGCUUUGCUCCGAAUCUGUGGUCCUUCAGCUCUCAGUCUCUCCUCACUCAGCUCCGACUGUCUCUUCUCUCUUCCUCUCCCAGCGACAGGGAAAUAUGGUUGGUGAAAUGAAGUUGAUGAUUGCGGAGGAACAAAAAUUCCAAGGGAAAGCAUUGUCGUUAUCCCAUACGAAGACGGCAAUCACUACGAUAAAGGAGAAAUUCACUGAACAGCAGCUGCAACUGUUUGAACAGAGUUGUUUUGGUCAUCUCCUAGGGAUUGAGGACCUCAAGUGGACUUCUCCGAUUGUCCACGGGUUGCUGCUCAGGAAAGCUGAUCCCAAGACAGUUUCCCAACUGAACGGGAUCAAAUUCAUUGUUGGCAAGAAGGUCAUCCAAUUCACGGCGCAGCAAUUUUGCAUCGUGACAGGGCUAAGGUUUGGAAACCUUCCCUUGAUUCCGAUUCCCACGAAUGAGAACUGCUCAUUGAAACGGAAGUACUUUGCCAACGAUAAAGCUGUGAACCUGUUGGAAUUAGAAAAGGCCUUCCUCGAAUGCGAUGAUGUGGACGAUGUAUUCAAGCUUGGAUUCGUAUACUUUGCUGUCUUUGUGCUGUUGGGCAGCGAAAAACAUGUCCACAUUGACAUGCGAUAUUUGAAGUUGGCGGAAGACCUUGAAGACUUUGGGAAGUAUCCAUGGGGUGCUGUGUCUUAUGCGAAGACAAAUGCGUCACUGCUGAGGGCACUUUGUGCAGAUUACCAGCGAGUGAAAGUGCCCACAAAAACUGCCAAAACAAAAAAAUCUGGAAAGAAACCAACAACAACGGCAACCGGUAGACCAAGAGAGUACCACCUCAAAGGUUUUCCGUAUGCACUUCAGAUUUGGGCGUAUGAGGUGUUUCCAGCGUUGGCUGCACUACAUUUGGUGGUGCACGAAGAAAAUGCGCACAUCCCUCGUUUACUACAUUGGAGGAGCAAUAGUUCGCCGCGUUUUUAUGAGCUAAUGAGCCAAGUAUUCGAGAACCGUGAGGUUGAUGUGCAGCUUCUUCGGCCAUCUGUGAUGGACAAGCAGCAGCCGUAUUGGACUUGGGGUGACAGUGCUGACGACAGUGAAGAACUUGUUGACUUGUUGGGCGAUGACGCUGAACAACAAACCGGCACUUCUGCCUCUGUAGAAGAAAAAGAGAAGGACAUUGACGAUACUGCAAACCUUCCGUCGUCUUCUAAGGGUACAGUCGCGUCCAGAGAGUUACGCACUUUGAAGCGUGACUUUCAAAGGACAAAGGAUGAAUUGGCCAAAGUUUCCCUAUCAAAUCGAGCACUUUGCGACAGAGUGCAUCAGUUGGAAGACAAGGUACGGAAGGAGUCAAUGAAAGCUGAAAAAGAGUUCGAAAAAAAUACAAAGUGUGUGGAGGAUUUCCGCAACACCCUGUCUUCAAUGGAGCAUUAUUUUAAGUUGGAGAUAGAGCAGCUGAAAAAACAAAAUGGUGGGGUGAAUGAAGCUGCGGAAGGACAUGAGGACCUCGGUAGUCCUCAUAUGAAUGAAGGAGGCAAUAAUGACUUGUCGCCAUUACAUGCCUAUGUAAGUCCGCCGACAGAACCGGCAGUAAUGGAAACACAAGUCCCCGGUGAUGGAGCCGAACCUUCCGCAGCAUGGUAG